CUCUGGAUAUAUAAGUGUGGUAACUUCCCUUUCCAGCUCUCUAAAGCAGUUCUACAAUUCAGAUCAGAUUUUCAUCAACAUCAUUCCUCUCCAUUUGCGAGAAGACAUGCCUUUCUGAGUUAAGCUAGGCACAAGACACUCUGCAGCCAUGGGGGAUUGGUCCUACCUCUCCUCUCUGCUUGACAAGGUCCAGAGUCACUCGACGCCCAUCGGCAAGAUCUGGAUGACCGUCCUCUUCAUCUUCCGGAUCAUGGUUCUGGGCGUUGCAGCAAACAGUGUCUGGGGUGAUGAACACUCUGACUUUUACUGCAACCAGAACGAACCUGGCUGCCUGAAUGCCUGCUAUGACUGGAAGUUCCCCAUCUCACACAUCCGCUUCUGGGUCCUCCAGAUCCUGUUUGUCUCCACACCGACCCUGCUCUACCUGGGUCAUGCAAUCCACGUGAUCCACCAGGAGAAGAAGAUAAAGGAACAAAUCCAAAACCAGAACCCGAAGGUCUGCCCGGGGAUGAAGAAGCUCAAGUACACAGACGACAACGGGAAAACCAAGAUCCGAGGUGUUCUCCUGCGCAGCUACUUUGCCCAGCUGUUCUUCAAGAUUGGCCUGGAGGUGGCCUUCAUUGUGGGCCAGUACUACCUCUACGGCUUCAUCAUGAUCCCCUACUUCAAGUGUUCUAUAGACCCCUGUCCAGGCGGUGUGGUGGAGUGCUACAUGUCCCGGCCCACAGAGAAGACCAUCUUCAUCAUCUUCAUGCUGGUGGUGGCCUGCUUGUCCUUGCUACUGAACUUCAUCGAGGUCUUCUACCUGAUUUGCACCACAAGGAAUCGAACAAAGAAGGCCUUGAAGGAAGCGUACCUGAUGAACUCUGCAGGGACCCCAGCCAGCCUCUACAGUCCCAUCUGCCCCAACACGGAGAGUUAUCCUCUGCAGACCCCUGGAGCCAGCUUUCCUGAAGAACAGAAAGAGAAAGAUACCUGAGACUCAGGCAUCUCAAAAAUAUUUUGCUGGUGAUUGUGUGUUAUGUUGUCCAGGUUAUAUACUUUUGUUGCUAUGGUUCCCAUCUGUUCAAAUGUGAAAGAUGGGUGGAGAAAAUGUGUAUUUGUUUUGAUUUCUUCUGGCUGAUUGCUUACAAAUUCCUUUCUGGAUGUUGCCAAUUUCACUAGAUCGUUUUAUUGACAUAAGUUCAACUAAAAAUGCGUCUUUGUUUUUCUUCUUGAAUGAAAAUAAAAGAGUUCCGGUU
Molecule: messenger RNA, 1241 nt
Organism: Osmerus eperlanus (European smelt)
Lineage: Eukaryota; Metazoa; Chordata; Actinopteri; Osmeriformes; Osmeridae
Product: gap junction Cx32.2 protein-like
Exons: 2
Coding region: 149-979 (276 amino acids)
Biological process (GO): cell-cell signaling
Cellular component (GO): connexin complex
Molecular function (GO): gap junction channel activity
Source: RefSeq, a predicted model, not a curated record